CGCACCACCAAAGCAACGCAUCCCCGCCCCGCUCCCCCUUCUCGUUUACCUCCCUCCCCCCGUCGCCGGCCGCGCCGCCCCCUUCAAAAUCGCCUCCCCGAAAAAUCCCCAACCCGACCCAUCCCAAACCCAAGCGCCGCCACCGCCAGCCAUGUCAUCCCGCUUCCCCCGAUUCGUCGGCGUGGGGGGCGGCGACCACCGCGGGGGCGACGCGGGCGACGCCGCCCUCGCCCGCGACAUCGUCACGCUCCACAAGGCGCUUUCCCUCGACCCCUCCACCAGCCGCCGCCGCUCCCUCCCGCUCCCCACCUCGUCCCCCGCCGCCACCGAGCAGCCGCGCCACAAGCCCGGCCUCAAGCCCUCCUUCUCCUCCUCCUCAUCGCGCAGGCUCCUGCCGUCCGCCGCCAGCUCCUCCGCCGCUUCUACCUCCUCCUCCUCCUCCUCCUCCUUCUGGAAGAAGUCACUGACCGCCAUCUCGCACCUGGGCCGGCGCCGCCUCGACUGCGCGUUCGCCCUGCACGUGCACUCCGUCGACGGCCUCCCCGCGGCGCUCGACGGGUCCGAGGUCACCGUGCAGUUCCGCCGGAUGUCCGUGUCCGCCUACACCCACCCCGUCGCGGCGGCGCUCGGCGCCGCCGCGUUCGAGGAGGCCCUCACGCUGCGCUCCCCGGUCUACUUCUCCCGCGGCGCCAAGGCUGCGGUCAAGUACGAGCCUCGGGCCUUCUCCGUCGCCGUCUCCACCUCCACGCUCGAGCUCGGCAAGCACGAGGUCGACCUCACGCGCCUGCUCCCGGUCUCCUUCGCCGACCUCGAGGACGGCGGCGACUCCGGGUUCGGGAAGUGGAGCACCAGCUUUCGGCUGUCCGGCCCCGCCCGCGGCGCGCGGCUCAACGUCACCUUCUCGUGCUCGCUCGUCGGGGGCGGCGGCGGCGGCGGCGAGCAGCAUAAGGCUGGGGGGGUUGCUGGCCUGCGGCGCGGGUCGAUGGCGCGGCCGGUGUCAGUGCAGCCGCCGACGCCAGUGCCAGCGCGGAGCAGGGAUGUGAGGGUACUGCACGAGGUGUUGCCGACCUUAAGGUCUGCGAGGGCACUGCCAUUUGCUGGUGAUGGGGGUCUUGAUGCGAGGAAGGAGGAGGUGGCAGCAUUGGACUCUGCGGAGGAUGGGUCUCCGGAGGCAAAACACUGCACAUCGGUAGAGGUUAAGAAGGAGGACUUGGUGCAUCCAGAGGGCCAUUGUGGUGCUGCGGAGUUCAAUGUUGUUGAGCAUGGAGUUGAGGUCGCCUCAGAUGAUACACAAAGGCCCGAACAUGCAGAAACAAGUAAUGCGGCUGAUCAGAAGGAGGAUUUGCGGUUCAAAAUCGAUGAUGAGGGAUCAUUUAAGCCUGCGCUAGUAAGUGAUAAUGUCACUGAAGAUCAGACUGUUGGAGUGAUACUGGAGGAGGCAGUCAGUGAUGUUGCUGUUCAAAGGGAGAACGUGGAAAACAAACAGAAUGGAAUAGUCAAAGCGGCUUCACUGCCUACUGCCGCUCUUGAAGCAGAGAAUCAGUUUGGAAGAGAUACGGAGCUGAAGGAUCUAGAGUGUAUAUUCAAUGCUCUCUCAAUUGCUGAACCAGAGGAAUUUGAGUCACCAAUUGUAGAAGAUAAGCGUUCUAGGCGAUUAAGCUGCAUGGGUGUGACUGAUAGUUACAGGUCCACCAGUAGGAAGGGCAGAUCGCGCAGCAUGGAUGCUUCAUCAGAUUCUGUUGCUAAUGAGUUCUUGGAUAUGCUUGGAAUAGAGCAUAGCCCAUUUGGGCAACCCUCAGAUAGUGAUUCCGAGUCACCAAGAGAGCGGCUUUGGAAGCAGUUUGAAAAGGAAGCUCUAGCAUCUGGGAAUGCUAUUCUUGGUUUGGACUUUGACGAUGGAAUGGAAGAACCGAUCUGUGAAGAUGCUGUGGAGGAUUUUGAUCUCUCCGCAAUGAUACAUGAGGCUGAGCUUGAGCUUCAGAAUGGAAGCCAACCAAUAGAUACCAGACUUCGAGCUAAGUCGCUGGAAGAUGAGGAAACUGAAGCCUUAAUGCGUCAAUUUGGGCUAAAUGAAAAGUCCUUCCAAUCUUCUCCACCUGAAAGUAGAAGUGGGUUUGGUAGCCCUAUUCACCUCCCGCCUGAGCAGCCCUCUGAGCUACCACCAUUGGCUGAAGGUUUAGGUUCAUUUAUUCAGACAAAAGAUGGAGGAUUUCUGCGAUCAAUGAAUCCAACCCUGUUCAAAAAUGCUAAGAACAACUGCAGCUUGGUCAUGCAGGCUUCUUCACCAAUUGUGCUGCCAGCAGAGAUGGGAUCUGGGAUUAUGGAUAUAUUGCAUGGUCUGGCAUCAGUUGGAAUUGAAAAAUUAUCAAUGCAAGCAAAUAAACUUAUGCCCUUAGAAGAUGUUAAUGGCAAAAUGAUGCAGCAGAUUGCCUGGGAGUCUGCUCCAUCUCUAGAAUCUGUUGAAAGAUAUGAUCUAUUGGAGAAUCAUAGCAUUGAUGCUUUGGUAGGAGGUGUAGGAAAUGCUGCCUCUGGCAAGAAGAAGAAAGGGAGGGUUGCUGAUAUGUCAUCAUCCUUGGGUGGGGAGAGUGCUUCAGAAUAUGUUUCACUUGAGGACCUUGCUCCUUUAGCUAUGGAAAAGAUUGAAGCUCUUUCCAUUGAGGGUUUGAGGAUACAAUCUGGCAUGUCAGAAGAGGAGGCACCCUCCAAUAUCAGUGCCAAGCCUAUUGGGGAAUUUUCAUCUCUGCAAGGAAAGUCUGCAGAGAAUACUUGGUCCCUUGGUUUAGAGGGAACCGCAGGCUUGCAGCUUCUGGAUGUUAAGCAAAGUGGAGAAGAAGUUGAUGGAUUAAUGGGCUUGUCUAUCACUCUAGAUGAGUGGAUGAGGCUUGACUCUGGGGUAGUGGAUGAAGAAGAACAGCACAGUGACAGGACAUCGAAGAUACUUGCUGCCCAUCAUGCUAAAUCGAUGGAGUUAGUUGCUGAAAAACGGAAUGGAGACAAAAAGAGCAAGAAAUCUGGUAGAAGAUGGGGCUUGUUAGGGAAUAACUUCACUGUUGCUCUCAUGGUUCAACUACGUGACCCACUACGUAACUACGAGCCGGUUGGCACACCUAUGCUUGCUUUAAUUCAAGUGGAAAGGGUUUUUGUCCCCCCAAAGCCCAAGAUCUACAAUACUGUUUCAGACAAAGGUAAUAGCGAGCAAUAUGAUGAGGAGCCCAAGACUGAAGAGGUUCCAGGUAAGGCAUUGGUCACGGAACAGAAGGUUGAGGAAUUAGAGGAUUCCAUUCCUCAGUUCAAGGUUACAGAAGUCCAUGUUGCUGGUUUCAAGAGUGAACCUGAAAAGACAAAACCAUGGGGCAAUCAAACGCAGCAGCAGUCUGGCUCAAGAUGGCUGAUUGCAGCUGGCAUGGGCAAGGGCAACAAGCACCCCCUGAUGAAAUCCAAAGCCAUCACAAAGCCGAGCCAAGAGGCAGCUGGUCGGCCAGGAGACACCCUCUGGAGCAUCUCGUCGCGCGUCCAUGGUGCAGGGACCAGAUGGGGCGAGCUAGCAGGAGCAAAAAAUCAUUCGCGGAACCCAAAUAUCCUCCUUCAGAAGGACAAGAGGUUUCGGUAAUAUUUUGGUGGGUAGUUAGCUUGGAAGACAUGUCUACCUCUACCUGGUACGAUCGGGGUAACUUAUUUUCUGGAAAUGUUCCUAGUGGAUUGUAAAAUCAUGUACAUUGAGUUCUCUUGCAUACUGAACCAUCUUGGAUCAGUUCUUUUUUUUUUAUGCUUCGCUAUAGGCUGUGUAAUGUUUCCUUCUGAAUUCCAUUGGGCUCAACUGUACAGAGAAACUGGUGUUUCUCUCUUCACAAUGAAAAGAGCGGCUUCUACCUGUGAAGGUGCAA
Messenger RNA from Panicum hallii, 3884 nucleotides. RefSeq names its product protein PLASTID MOVEMENT IMPAIRED 1-RELATED 1-like. Lineage: Eukaryota; Viridiplantae; Streptophyta; Magnoliopsida; Poales; Poaceae. The coding region runs from base 152 to 3610 and encodes 1152 amino acids. The transcript has 2 exons. The record is from RefSeq and is a predicted model, not a curated record.